CUCGAACAGGAUGGCAGCAGAAAAUUUUAAACCCUUUCCAGGAUUUGCUACCGAUGCUAUCCAUGCUGGACAAGAACCGGAACAAUGGAAAUCCAUGGCAGUCUGUCCACCAAUUUCAAUGUCAUCGACAUUUAAACAGACUGCUCCUGCUGAACAUGCUGGGUUUGAGUACUCUAGAAGUGGUAAUCCAACCAGACAAUGUUUAGAGAAAUGUUUAGCUGCUAUAGAGGGUGGAAAACAUGGUAUCUGUACAUCAUCUGGAUUAGCUGCUACCCUAACAGUGACUCAUUUAUUAUCAGCUGGUGAUCAUAUUAUUAGUAUUGAUGAUGUUUACGGAGGAACUAACAGAUAUUUCAGUCAAUGUGCCUCUAAAUUUGGUUUAGAAAUAUCAUUUAUUGACUGUACUGUGGUAGAAAAUGUACAAAAUGCUUUGAAAGACAACACUAAGUUAGUCUGGAUGGAAACACCAACUAAUCCUACAAUGAAGAUAGUUGAUAUUGCUGCUAUUUCUAAAGUUGUUAAAGCUAAAAAUCCUGAAAUCAUUGUAGUGGUAGAUAAUACUUUCAUGUCUUCAUAUUUCCAGAGACCCCUAUCAUUAGGUGCUGAUAUUUCCAUGCACUCUCUUACAAAAUAUAUGAAUGGUCAUAGUGAUGUUGUUAUGGGUGCUUUGAUUCUAAAUUGUGAUAAACUCAAUGAUAAACUCAGAUUUCUACAAAAUGCAUUAGGUCCAGUUCCUUCACCGUUUGAUUGUUUUCUUGUUAACAGAGGUUUAAAAACUCUUCAUGUUAGAAUGAAGGAACAUAUGGCCAAUGGUUUUGCUGUUGCCAAAUUUCUCUCUGAAAGCUCUCGAGUUGAGAAAGUCAUUCACCCAGGGCUCCCCUCCCAUCCUCAAUAUGAAAUUGGUAAAAAACAAAUGAGAGGCUAUAGUGGAAUGGUGACAUUCUUUAUAAAAGGUGGUAUGAAAGAAUCUAGAGCUUUCCUCAAGGCUGUCAAGGUUUUCACAUUAGCUGAAAGUUUAGGUGGAUUUGAGAGUUUGUGUGAACUUCCAUCUGUUCAGACCCAUGCAUCUGUACCAGCUGAUCAACGAGAAAAACUUGGUAUAACAGAUAAUUUAAUCCGAUUAUCAGUGGGUAUUGAAGAUGUUGAUGAUUUAAUUCAAGAUAUUGACCAAGCAUUAAAAGCAGCUAUUCCAUAAAUUCCUGAAAAACCACCAAAUUAAAGCCAUUAUUCUGUACGGGAUCAAUCGAAAUAAUAUAUACAUUUUUAAUUUUCACAUAAAUUCUCCACAUUAUUAACUUAAGAAUACAACCGGUUUCUCAAAUUUUGUUUUUGUUUUCAGUGCUUUUUAUUUAGAUUUUAUGUUUUGAAUUCAUUUUUGGUGUAAUAUUUUGAUUAAUAAAAUAAUAUUGAUAUAUGAUGUGUAUAUAUGAUGAAGAUUCCUGUAUUAAUUUGACUUUGACCACAAUUCAUUAGUUGAUUAAAAGCGUCCAGUUAACCG
Molecule: messenger RNA, 1498 nt
Organism: Lottia gigantea (owl limpet)
Lineage: Eukaryota; Metazoa; Mollusca; Gastropoda; Lottiidae
Exons: 12
Coding region: 11-1195 (394 amino acids)
Biological process (GO): transsulfuration
Cellular component (GO): cytoplasm
Molecular function (GO): pyridoxal phosphate binding; cystathionine gamma-lyase activity
Source: RefSeq, a predicted model, not a curated record